AAAGUUCACCUCACUUCACCUCACAUCACUUCCAGCUUGUUAAUCGGUUGACUACAUGUGCGUCAAUAUUAGAGGUCUCGCUGUCUCCCUCUUAUAAAUUCACUGUGUCUUUCUUUUUAUUUCACCAUUUACUAUUCGUCGCAUGCUUGCAUGCAUAUUGUGAUAAUAUAGCUAGAAUUAUUCUCCCAUCAAAGAGACCUAAACCCUAAUAGAAUGUUGCUCUAUAAUUAGCAAUUUAUAUCUAAGAAUUGAUUUAUGGCUAACACUGCUGCUGGAUCGUCUUCGGUGUCUCCGAAAACAUACGAUGUAUUUCUUUGCUUCCGAGGGGAGGACACGGGGGAGAAUUUCACCUGCCAUCUUUCUGCCGGUCUCGUUGACGAGGGAAUCGAGAUAUACAAAUACGAUGAUCAGUUUGUAAAAGGUUGUGAUAUUUGGACACAGAUUUCUUUGGCGAUCGAGGGUUCACGUGUGUCAGUGGUGGUUUUCUCCCAAGACUUUGCUUCUUCCAAAUGGUGCUUAGAGGAACUGGUCAAAAUAAUGGAGUGCAGAAGAGAUAUGGGGCAGGUUGUUAUACCUGUGUUCUACAACAUAGAUCCCGCACACGUGCGGUAUCAGAAAGAGAGUUACAAGAAAUCUUUUGCGAGGCAUGAAUGGAAUCUCUGCAAAAAUCAGCAGAAAAUUCGUAGGUGGAGAGAGGCUCUCACUGAAGCCGCCAAUCUGGCGGGAUGGGUCUCCGGAAGUCCUGGGAUAAGGGACGACAGUGAACUCAUUCGACACAUCGUCAAGGAUGUCUUGCAAAAGCUGAAACAGAGACGUCCGAAUACAACAAAGUACCUUGUUGGAAUUGAGAAAACUCAGAAAGAUAUUGAAAUGUUACUCCAAAAUGCUAAAAUUAUUGGAAUUUGGGGUCCAGGUGGAAUAGGAAAGACGACAAUAGGCAAAGUCGUAUAUAACAAACUCUCUUCCCAGUAUGACAGUGUUUGCUUGAUGGAAAAUAUAUCCGAGGAAACAAGAAGGUAUGGACUACCACGUCUGUGUCGUAACCUUUUCUCGGACCUGCUAAAAGAAGACAAUCCAACUCAUAAUGUUCGGAGACUGCAAACUAAAAAAGCUCUAAUUGUGUUUGAUGACGUUGAUAGUUUCAAGCAAUUAGAAUACUUAUGCGAGGACUCUCAAGUGCUCAGUUACCUAGGAGAAGAUAGCAGGGUCAUUAUUACAUCAAGAAACAGGCAUUUGCUUGCUAACAAAGCUGAUGAGAUUUACGAGGUCAAGAACUUGAACCUUACAGAGUCUCUAAAGCUUUUUAGUUUGAAAGCCUUCAGCAAAAGCUAUCCUGAAGAGGGAUAUGAGAAACUCUCUAAGCAAGUGGUUGAAUACACAGGAGGAAUUCCGUUAGCUCUUAAUGUGUUGGGUUCACAUCUUUCCUUCAGACUUGAUAAAGAUUUUUGGGAAAGUACCAUGAGGAAACUUGAAAAUUCCCCCAAUGAAGACAUUCAAAAGGUGUUAAGAGUGAGUUAUGAUGGAUUAGAUAGUCUACAGCAGAAGAUAUUUUUAGACAUUGCAUUCUUUUUCAUUGAAGAAGAAGAAGAGCGUGUCAAGAAGAUAUUACAUGCUUCUGGAUUCGAACCAAACAAUGGACUGCUCGAACUUAAAGAUAAAGCUUUAAUAUCCACUACAUCUUAUGACAGUAGAAUACAAAUGCAUGGCUUGUUACAAGAGAUGGCUUUGGAUAUAGUUCGUCGAGAAUCCGAACUGAAUCCUGGAGGCCGCAGCAGAUUGAGGGAUGUCAAAGACAUUCGUGAUGUACUUGAAAAUAACACAGGAACUAAUGCAGUUGAAGGCAUAGUUUUGGACUUAUCUCAGAUAGAAGAUUUACAGUUGAGUGCAGAUGUAUUCGAAAAGAUGAAUAGGAUAAGGUUUCUGAAAUUCUAUAUCCCCAGAAGUAAGAGUUCCAGUGAGAAGUAUCUCCCUGAAGGCCUUACGCAAUUUCCUAAAGAAUUGAGGUACCUUCAGUGGGACGCGUACCCUUUGAAAUCUCUUCCGCUGAGAUUGUGUUUUAAAUUUCUUGUUGAGAUUCACAUGCGACACAGCAAUGUUGAAGAGCUUUGGCAGGGAAAGAAGGAUCUUCACAAUCUAGAAGUAAUUGACCUAUGUGAAUGCAGAAAGUUGAUGAACCUUCCAGAUUUGUCUAAUGCAUCAAGACUUAGAACGGUGAAUCUCUCCGGUUGUGAGAUGUUGCAUUAUCUUCAUCCAACAGUUCUAUCUGCUGGUAAGCUUGCUACUUUGAUACUGGAUAGGUGCAAAAAUCUCAUGGAGGUUAAAAGUGAGAAGCGGUUAGAGUCUUUAGAGAAGAUCAGUGUCAAUGGUUGCUUAAGUCUCAAGGAAUUUGAAGUUUGGUCAAGUUUAAUUGAAAAAUUGGAUCUAAGCAAGACAGAAAUUGAAACAUUGCACACAUCCAUUGGACAUAUGGAGAAUCUUAAGUCCCUCAAUCUAGAAGGUUUAAAACUUAAGCAUCUUCCAAAUGCGUUGUCCGGCUUGAAAUCCCUAAAAUAUCUUAAUCUUUCUCGCAGCGGAGUAGAAUUUGACAAACCCCAGCUACAUGUGUUGUUUAAUGGCUUACAGUCACUAGAAAAACUACAUGUAACAGAUUGUAGUAACUUGUUUGAGCUUCCUGACAACAUCAACGUCUUACAGAAAUUGCAAGAAUUAAGGCUUGAUGGGAGCAGCAUAGUGACACUGCCAGAAAGCAUCAAGCACCUUAGAGUGCUGAAAGUUUUGUCGUUGGAGAAUUGCAAUAAGCUUGUGAGUGUGCCAGAGCUACCACCAUCCAUCACGGUGUUCAAUGCCAGUAACUGCACUUCAUUGGUAUCGGUAUCAGUAUCAACUUUAAGGAUGAUGGGAAAAACGAAAUGCAUUUCGUUCAAGGAUAGCUUGAAGCUGGAUAAAUAUUCACUCCCUUAUUCUAUCACGGAAAGCCUCCACUUAACAAUGAUGAGUGCUGCAUUUCACAAUGUGCUAGUAAGAGUUUUCGACAACAAGCUCCAUAGUUACAACUACGUCAAGGUUCGAGGUUGUCUACCAGGAAGCAGAGUCUCAAGGCACUUCAAGAAUCGAACAAGAGGGUCCACCAUUACUAUUAGACUCCCCAGCUGCACCUCAGUGCUGGGAUUUCUUCUUUCAGUGGUUAUCUCUCCAGGUGUUGCUAAUGCUAACAUUUACUGCAGAUGUUACUCAGCAGAUGGGACACCUAUCGGUGAGAACACUCGAUGGUACUCUGUGAUUGAAAGCUUGAAUUCGGAUAAUGUGUUUAUGUGGUAUGAUCCAUACUUCAGUGACAGCAUUCUCAAGCUUCAUGAAACACAUGUCUCUUUCAAAUUCUAUAGUGAAGAAGGAUUGGAAUUGGAUAUAAUAAAAGAAUGCGGUGUCCACGUAAUAGGUCCCUCUGAGUUCCACAGUGUUUUAGGGGAGAUGGAUUUGGAGUAUGAGCAGAAAGUGGAGUUGGGAGUGAAGUUAGGAUUGGCGUUAGACAUCCAGCGCCAGGUGGAUUCUAACGUGGAUUUGCCUAAUUUGCUGUUUGCGUUCGAGUAUGGAUGGAAGUUACAACCGCCAAUGCAAUCUGAGCUUGAAUCACGACGCAGAGCCAUGGCCGAUGUAAUUCGGAAACAGAUGUGGGACCUCAUCUUUCCACCUUGUCCAGCUGCUGGAAUGUGGGGAAACAUCACACAGGAUUUUGAAGAUAGAGGGCUGGGCAGCGGCCAUGGCGGUGAAAAGGUAAGGAGUAAGGACAAGGGUAUCGCCAGAGUUUCGCUGCUGCCAUCGGAGUUUGCACCGUUUGGGAGAUAACUAGAUAAGAAGAUUAAGGUACAACUAAUAGAGAGAAUAUCAAAUAUUAUUUUGCAUGUAUAAUUGUAUACAUUUGGGGAAUUACAGGGUAGAGCAAAAGCAUACAAAUAUAUAGAUAAUUAGAUAUUCCCUCAAUUUGUAUCCGGUGUUGACACGGUGAGUUUUAGUAUAACCUCCUUUUCGGGUUCGUGGAAGCUGGAGAUUAGGACACGUCCCUUUAUGACAUGGUAAUGGUUGAAUAAGUUUU
Molecule: messenger RNA, 4090 nt
Organism: Arachis ipaensis
Lineage: Eukaryota; Viridiplantae; Streptophyta; Magnoliopsida; Fabales; Fabaceae
Product: disease resistance protein RML1A-like
Biological process (GO): defense response; signal transduction
Molecular function (GO): protein binding; ADP binding
Source: RefSeq, a predicted model, not a curated record